AUGGCCUCUGAUAAGGCAUCUGAACUUGGUCUUGCUCUAUAUGUCUUAGCCUAUAGUGUAGGACCGCUCAUCUUUGGCCCCCUUACCGAGAUUCCGGCUAUUGGUCGAAAUCCCGUCUACUAUCUUACAUUUAUCGUCUUCUUUGCUUUGUCAUUUCCAGCAGCUACCAUCAACAGUUUUGGCGGCCUUUUAGCUGUGCGAUUCUUUGCUGGCUUCUUUGGCAGCGUUGGUAUUGCUAUUGGCGGCGCUUCCAUUGGAGAUAUCUUUACCGUCCUCUAUUUCCCCUAUGGCCUUGGCUGGUGGGUGCUGUCAUUCUGGGCAGGCCCUGCCAUUGGGCCAACAUUUGCUGGAUUUGCGGCAAUGGCAAAAGGCUGGAGGUGGCCCCUCUGGGAAAUUGUGUUGAUUUGUGCAGUCAUGGCCAUAUUUCUGCUAGCUCUGACCCCCGAAACAUCUUCGUCUAACAUCCUGCUUAGACGAUCCGACGUCCUCAUUGCUGCACUGAUCAGGCCAUUCGAAAUCACCAUUAAGGACCCUUCAAUUUUCUUUGUUAAUUUGUACACGGCUUUGACCUAUGCAAUUUAUUUCACCUUCUUUGAGGUGUUCCCCCUUGUGUUCCCGCCUUUCUACGGGUUUAAUCUUGGCCAGACUGGCCUUGCUUUUCUGGCUUGCGAAGUUGGCUCGAUUCUCGCUCUUAUUCUAUACUUUGCCUAUCUCCAUCUCUACAUGAUUCCAGACAAUAUCAGGAAUGGAUUUCGAGAGCAGGAGCAUCGCUUGCUGCCCGCAAUUUUCGGCUCCUUUGUUCUUCCAGUUGGACUGUUCAUAUUUGCCUGGACUGCAAGAGCAAGCAUUCACUGGAUUGUUCCAUUGAUUGGCGUAGCAAUCUUUGUUCUCGGCCAAUAUAUGGUUAUUCAGGGUCUCUUCAUGUAUGUUCCAGUUUCAUACCCACAGUACGCGGCAUCGAUUUUUACGGGUAAUGAUUUGAUCAGAUCUGCUGUUGCUACUGGAUGUAUUCUUGCUGCCAGGCCAAUGUUCAUCAAUCUUGGUGUUCACAAGGGCGUUACAGUCCUUGCUGGACUGAGCAUAAUUGGUAUAAUUGGAACAUUACUCAUGUACAAGUAUGGCAAGAGUCUCCGUGCCAAGUCUAAGUUUGCACAAAAUUAG
Molecule: messenger RNA, 1161 nt
Organism: Trichoderma virens Gv29-8
Lineage: Eukaryota; Fungi; Ascomycota; Sordariomycetes; Hypocreales; Hypocreaceae
Exons: 2
Coding region: 1-1161 (386 amino acids)
Biological process (GO): xenobiotic detoxification by transmembrane export across the plasma membrane
Molecular function (GO): fluconazole transmembrane transporter activity
Source: RefSeq, a predicted model, not a curated record